Messenger RNA from Nasonia vitripennis (jewel wasp), 1461 nucleotides. RefSeq names its product geranylgeranyl pyrophosphate synthase-like. NCBI's taxonomy places the organism in Eukaryota, Metazoa, Arthropoda, Insecta, Hymenoptera, Pteromalidae. The record is from RefSeq and is a predicted model, not a curated record. Gene Ontology annotation, molecular function: prenyltransferase activity. Gene Ontology annotation, biological process: isoprenoid biosynthetic process. The coding region runs from base 140 to 1228 and encodes 362 amino acids. The transcript has 9 exons.
AUUACUCGCUAUCGUCACUGCAUUGCCGCAAAGCGUUUUUUUUCUUCUUCCGAUGCGUUACUUUUUCAGUGCAGCGUGAACCUCCUAAGAUCGAUCAUGUCUAGCUUUUCUUAGUUUAAUCCUAUACUUUUGAGUCAACAUGAUGCUGCUUUUCAGGCGGACCAAUGCUCUUUUCAAGCUUAACCGAUGCUAUAGUCUUACAUCCAAAUGGACACCGGCACCUACUUGUCAAACAAUGUUAUUUCAACAAAAUCACACUAUGCCGCAAGCUAAUAGAACGCCUGAAACACUCUUCGAACACAGCAAAUAUGAUGAGCUUGAUACAAGACUAUUGCUCGAACCGUACGUGUAUACUUUCAGAGUUCCGAAACAGGAAUCAAGAACAAACAUGAUUUAUGGCUUGAACAAAUGGAUGAAUAUUCCAGCAGAUAAAGUUGACCAAUUCAUCGAUUACUUUGCUUUAAUGCACGACUACGUUAUGAUAUAUGAUGAUCUCUUGGACAACACCGAACUGCGUAGAGGUAUUCCAGCUGUUCACAGAGUUUAUGGAUCGAACAGAACAAUAAUCGUUUGUGAAGGUCUAGCAUUUAUAAUGCUACAGAAAGUAAUUGCGAUGAAGAAUGCUGAAGCGCUACAAGUAUACAGUGAAGGAAUGAUUCGGUAUCAUAAAGGAGAGGCCUUCGAAAAUUAUUAUCGGUUUAAUUUUAAAGUUCCAACUGUGGACGAAUACAUGCACAUUGUUGAAAUAAAAUUGACAGCACUUUAUUAUACAGUAGUUCAGUUGAUGCAAGCCUUUUCAAGCAACAAAACAGAUUUCAGACCUUUUACCCAAGCUUUUGGCUACUAUCUUAAAUUUCAUAAUGAUUAUUGCAAUCUUCAAGAGAGAAGUUAUUGGGAAACCAAGGGUUUCGCGGACGACAUUACGGAAGGAAAAUUUAGUCUUCCGAUAAUACACGCCAUUCAGAGUGGUACUUAUGAUGGUGAAGUUGUACGACAUAUAAUGUUCCAAAAAACAUCUGAUGUUGAUAAGAAACACUAUGUUCUCCGUUUACUAAAGAAGCUUGGUUCUCUUGACUAUGCAAAAGAAGUUGUACAAUAUAGCGAGAAGCGAUGCAGAGAAGAAAUUGAAAAGCUUGGCGGAAAUGACAUACUAAAUAAAAUGAUCGAUGAUAUCAACGAUUGGAAAAACGACGAAUUACCGAAGGAUCCCAGCCUCAAGUUAACAUGAUUUCAAAAAGUUUCCAACCGUUUGUUAACGGUUGGCUUAUAUUGAGGACAAUCGGUGGCUUACGGAGUUGCCCAAUAAUUAGUAACCAAGUAAUUUUGGUUGGGUUAUUUUCUACCAGGAUUAUAUCAUUGACAAUUAUAUCCCAAAACGUUGAAUUGUAGUAAAUUGGUUCUAAGCGAGAUCAUUCAAUUAAUUGUGAAAGUAUUAAUAAAUAUAUCUUUAAAUAUAAAGCA